AAUCAUCUGGCCAGAUUCCCCUCUGAUCACGCGCUGGAUUUACAAUUCCGAGCAGCUGCUUAAAAAAUAACUUGGAGCGAAAGUAACCGUCGCCAUGGGGCAACACGGCGCCAACACUGCCUUGUUGUUUAGUAAUUUUAAGGUGAGAGAAAAGCAAGGUGAACAUUCGAGCUAGACAAACAGCUGGAAAUGAGUUUGAGGAGCUGAAAAGAUGUUAAGUCGGACUCGUAUUUAUGAAGAGAGGAAUGAGAGGAUCAGCCACACAUUCGUGGCUCAACUGUUACCAACUUCUUCUGCGUGGAUGGAGGAAUGACUGUCUUUUACAAGUUGCGAGAAUAACUUUUUAAACCUCGAAAUACGAGUUGGUCCGGGAUGCCAGAAAACAUCGCCUUUUUGACGAACAGCACAGAUUUGGGGCACGUCGGUCGCGCGUUGGGUUCGAGCGCGCGCCCCGCCUGGGCGAUAGCGGUGCUGGCCAGCGUGCUGAUCUUCACCACUGUGGUGGAUGUUUUGGGUAACCUGUUAGUCAUAAUCUCGGUGUUCAGGAAUCGUAAACUGAGAAAUGCGGGCAACGUGUUUGUGGUCAGUCUGGCCUUCGCUGACCUGGUGGUGGCUUUCUAUCCAUACCCGCUGGUGCUGUACGCCAUCUUCCACGAUGGCUGGUCUCUGGGGGAAACGCAGUGUAAAAUCAGCGGCUUCCUAAUGGGCCUGAGUGUGAUCGGCUCUGUAUUCAACAUCACAGGCAUCGCCAUUAACCGCUACUGCUACAUCUGCCACAGCUUUGCCUACGGACGUCUGUACAGCUUCCGAAACACACUGCUGCUCGUGGCUCUGAUCUGGGCGCUUACCGUACUUGCAAUUCUGCCCAAUUUCUUUGUGGGUUCGCUGAGUUACGACCCUCGAGUUUACUCCUGCACGUUCACACAGACUGCCAGCAGCUCCUACACUGUGGUGGUGGUAGUGGUUCACUUUCUAGUGCCCAUCGCUGUGGUGACCUUCUGCUACCUGCGGAUUUGGGUUCUGGUGAUCCAGGUGAGGAGGAAGGUGAAAAGCGAGGAACGUUCGAGGGUCAGGCCCAGCGACCUGCGCAACUUUGUCACCAUGUUCGUGGUGUUUGUUUUGUUUGCCAUCUGCUGGGCCCCGCUCAAUCUCAUCGGUUUGGUGGUGGCCAUCAAUCCAGAGGUCAUGGCUCCACGUGUUCCAGAAUGGUUGUUUGUCGUAAGCUACUUUAUGGCUUAUUUUAACAGCUGCCUCAAUGCUAUCAUUUAUGGCCUCCUGAACAGGAACUUCCGGAAGGAGUAUGUUCGGAUCAUGACGGCGGUGUGGAUUCCUCGGAGGUUUGUGACUGAGACCUCCAGGGCUGCCACUGACGGGAUGAGGAGCAAACCCUCACCGGCCAUCAAUAAUAAUGAGUGACUUU
Danio rerio (zebrafish) is the source of this 1420-nucleotide messenger RNA. RefSeq names its product melatonin receptor 1Bb (gene mtnr1bb). Gene Ontology annotation, molecular function: melatonin receptor activity; G protein-coupled receptor activity. Gene Ontology annotation, biological process: G protein-coupled receptor signaling pathway. Gene Ontology annotation, cellular component: membrane; plasma membrane. NCBI's taxonomy places the organism in Eukaryota, Metazoa, Chordata, Actinopteri, Cypriniformes, Danionidae. The record is from RefSeq and is marked provisional.